AUGAGAGACUUAUACCUCCGAAUUGGCUAUAUCUUCGUUGGCGUUCUUUUUUGGUCAGCGAAUCAUUUGAGCAAGUUGUACGAAAUUCAAGUGGCACAGGAGAAGUAUUUCCACGACAAGAUCAAAACACUUCAGCGAUCAAAUAUUCGUCAGGGUCCAGAACCGAUCCACGACGAGAAGAUACCUACACACAAAAUAAAGCUCCCUUCUUUACCCAAACUGCCAUCGCCGAAUUCGAAUGGAGGUCUUCCACUUACAAGUGAAAAAGAAGAUGAUAGAAAUAACGCCGUUGUCGACAACACACUUCAAGAAACUCCGAUAAAUGAUAAAUUUAUUUUUUACAAUAAAAUGCCAAGAGCUGGAUCUUCGACGUUAUAUGCAAUCAUACAGGAGCUCUCCGGGAAACACAAAUUUACCUCUCAGAAAAUCUCUUCCGGGGAGCUACGCGACGACAACCCUGCAAAAAAUGAGCCGAUUAUCCAAUUUCUAAAGGGGAAGUCACUCAAUAAGUAUUUCCUGACAAAAACACAUUACUGGCUUGAUUUCGCCGAGUACGAAAUGAAACAACCUACAUUCAUUAAUCUCAUACGAGAUCCUGUCGAGUGGUUUGAGUCAAGGUACAAUUUUAAAAGGAGACAUCCGAUUAAUACAGCGAGCAUUUCUGAACGCGAAACAUUUGAACGCCCAAUUUCAAAAUGCGUUCUUGAAGAGUUUGACGAGUGCUCGACGCGCGUCCAUCAGCCCUGGCUUCUCUAUCUUUGUGGAACGAGUCAGACAUGCAAAGAUCUGAAGUCCAAGGAUAAGAAGCGGAGGAAAAAAGCCAUCGAGUUUACAAAAACGAAUAUUGCUCAGAACUUCUACUUGAUCGGACUGAUGGAGGAUUUCGACCUGUCUCUAAAAAUGUUCGAACAUGCUCUGCCGCGUUACUUCAAUGGCGCCACAAAACUGAUGAGCUCACACAAGGUUCAAGCCGCGAUGAAAGCCUCUCAAUCAGCAAACAUAUCGUCGCUCAAUCCUCUUGCUAGAAAGAGGCUAGCCACUGUUCUUGCGGAUGAAAUCGACGUUUUCGAAUACACGAAGUCAUUAUUCUACCAAAAAGUAAAAGACGCGAAUAUUAAUUUAUGA
Molecule: messenger RNA, 1125 nt
Organism: Oikopleura dioica
Lineage: Eukaryota; Metazoa; Chordata; Appendicularia; Copelata; Oikopleuridae
Source: the annotation of a GenBank genome assembly